Messenger RNA from Dicentrarchus labrax (European seabass), 2493 nucleotides. RefSeq lists its product as uncharacterized. Lineage: Eukaryota; Metazoa; Chordata; Actinopteri; Moronidae. Gene Ontology annotation, molecular function: GTP binding. The transcript has 3 exons. Bases 182 to 1222 code for a protein of 346 amino acids. The record is from RefSeq and is a predicted model, not a curated record.
UGAGAAGCUCUAGCGUUCAUCAGCCACCACAACAGAUGGAGCUGUGUUCACCUCUGCUGAAGUCAGUCAAGUUGAGUCCGGGAUCAGAGGCAGCAGCAGCAGGACUGAGUCAGCCUGCAGGAACUAGGAAGUGCGAUCAUCCCUGAAUCAACACUAAAUACGGCAGCGAACAGGAGCAGAUAUGUCCGCAUCUGCUUCACAGUCGGAGCUGAGGCUGGUGGUGCUGGGUCGGUCUGGGGCAGGAAAGAGACAUGCAGUCUGCAACAUCCUGGGCCUGCAAGACUUCGAGCAGGGCGCUGAUGCCACCGUCACCCAGGAGUGCAGCAAGCACAGAGGAGAGGCUGCAGGCAGGCAGGUGGUGGUGGUCUCCAGUCCAGCUUGGUUCGGCUCAGGCUGCGACCCAAAGGAAAGGAGAAGACACAUCUCCUCCUUUAUCACCCUCUCCAGCCCUGGACCACAUGCCUUCCUGCUGUGUGUCCCUGUGAACCAGCCAGCUGAUGAAGAAGCCAAGGCGCUGGACGUCCUGCAGGAGCUGUUCGGUCCCUCUGCAGUCAGCACAAACACCAUCAUACUCUUCACCCACACCGAGGAGCUGGAGGAGGAUGAGCAGCUGGAGGAAUACCUUGUCACAUGGCGCAAGGACCUCAAGGAACUGGUGGAAAGAUGUGGCGACCGCUACCACACCCUGGAAACCCGCAGCGGAGAACCAGAGGAGAGGAAAGCUGUUGAGGAGCUGCUGGAGAAGGUUGAGCAGGCUGUGGGAGAGAGCGGGAUGCAACACUUCAGCUGCCCUCUGUACCAGGAGGCUGAGGAAAGAGUGAGAGAGAGGCAGGUAGAGAUAGCGAGACAGAGGAGAGGAAAGGAGCUCAAUGACCAGGUGUCUCCCACAGACUCACCACCAGAGGAAGACGUGACGGAAGAAGAAAAGGAAGCAGUCCGGGAAGAGGCAGAGAGGAGCGUAGAUGACCUAAAUGUGGAUCUAGAUAGUAUCUUCCCCUCUGCCUGUGUCUCACCUUCCUCCCCUGCUCCCUCUUUUCUCCGGGGCUUGUGGGAAAGGCUGACAGGCUGGUUGAGGUGGCUGCCCACUCUUGUGAGAAGAGAGGCCCUGCUGGGAGCACUGGUCGGCCUGUUUGUGGGAGGGCCAUUUGGAGGUAUGAUGGGGGCCACUGUGGGCUCAGUGGCUACUGAGGUGGGGAGAAGAAAAGCAGAGAAAAAUAAAUGAGAGAUAAUCUCAUAUUAAUGUAUCAUGCAUGAAGUUGCACCUUAAAGUCAUUCCACUGUGUUCAGAGCACCAGUGUACCAAUGAGCUUUUAGCUUACAAGCUAACACAUGUCAAAGAAGUGUUUAUGCUUGACCACUGAGCACUUAUUUUCUCUUUCAGAAUGGGUUGAACUCUAAUAAAGCAUACUGUGUUGUAUAAUGGCUUUUAAUAAUAAUAAUAAAUAAUAAAAAUUAUAUAUAUAUAAAUAUUUUUUAUUAAUGGUUAAUAAAUAAUGAUUCAUAGAUCAGUAAUAACCCAACAACAGCUGGGUUGACAGGUUUGACAAUUUACUUUUUCCUCUAGUAUAAAUUGCUCAGCUUAGUUAUUAAUCUUUAUGGUUUAACUUACUGAACAAGGUAUAAAUGUAAAUGAUUAAUUAUGUCAUCUUCCACUACAGUAAUCCAUUCAGUCCACAGAUCUAAUCCUGGACUUGGCCACUUGGGGGCAGCAGAAACAAGCUGUGUGAACACAACAUAACCCUCUUAUGUUGAUAUGACUUGUUAGUAAGCAGCUGCAUAUUAAAACAUUCAGCAGAUAUGUAGCAACAUUAGCGUCCAUUUGGAGUCGGGUUUCUGGCCAUCUGAUUAACGUAAUUACAGUAUUCACCCUAUGGCUGCUCCACUCUGUCCACCUGCUAGCUUUUUUGGUGUUCAGUGUUGAGCAGAUAAUGUGCAGUUGGUUUUCAGUGCCUUUUGUGGCCAGAAAAGAAGCCGUGAGAGCAGUGAAAUUGAACCAAAACCAUAAAAUUGUGGGCCACAAAAAAAGAAAACAAUGAGCUGAAAAACACCAAAAAUCUCCAUAGAGCUGAGAGCAACUGCAGAGUCGGUGGGAUCGUCAUUAUGAGCGAACCGUUUUGCAUACAAGUAGUGGUUUUAUCCAUUGUUCUUAUACAAAUAUUGAGUAGUGCAGCUUUAACUAAAAACCAAAAUGCAGCUAAAUAGAUACUUCAAAACUUGGCAACAUGAGUCAUUUAGUGAUUAUAAGCGACCCUUAAGGAAAAAAUACAUUAUUUAUUAACCAUUAAAAUCUUAUCAGUAUCAACCUUUAAACCCCUUUUUUUAGACUUUUUGUGGUAAUGCAGAUGGUAACACUUUUCCAAAGAGGCAAUACUACGAAACGUCCACAUGGUGGAGACAUUGACUUUUAUAUUGGAGAAGAUUAAAUGUUUGAGGUGAACUGCGAGAUACUUAUUUACUGCUUACCAAGCAAAUAAAAGCUGCUGUUUUAAGGAA